UUUUAGAGUAUAUGCCCAAUGGGAGCCUAGACAAAUGGCUUUAUUCACAUAAUUAUUUCCUAGAUAUCUAUCAGAGGCUAGGAAUAAUGAUGGAUGUUGCGAAUGCCCUCGAGUAUUUUCAUUAUGGUCAUUCUUUUCCAGUGGUUCAUUGUGAUUUAAAGCCUGGCAACAUUCUUUUAGAUGAAAACAUGGUUGCACGUGUUGGUGACUUUGGUAUAGCUAAGCUACUGGACAAAGAUAAGGCCACUAAGCAGACAAAAACCAUGGGCACAGUUGGAUACAUGGCUCCAGAGUAUGGUUGUGCAGGAAUAGUAUCCAGCAUGGGAGAUGUAUACAGUUUUGGGAUUCUACUAAUGGAAGUAUUCUCGAGAAGGAAGCCCACAGAUGAAAUGUUCCAUGGAGACUUCAGCAUGAGGAAAUGGGUGUCUGAUUCAUUGCCUGAUGCAAUAAUGGAGAUUGUUGACUCCAAUUUACUGAUAGGAGAAGAAGGUGGGCAAGAAAUAGAGGAUUGCUUCUUGAUGGUCAUGGGAUUAACUGUAGAAUGCACAGCUGAUUUUCCAGUGGAGAGGAUUACCAUAGAAGAUGUUGCAGGAAGACUUAAGCAUACACUGCGCAAGUUCACCCACAAUACAUCUUGAUCGAGGUUCAAUUGGCAAUGCAGUAAACUAGUUUGCUUUCUUCAAAAUGGUGCUCAAUAUUUAGAUUGCUUUUAUUGAUUUCUAAUCAGGUUUAA
Messenger RNA from Ipomoea nil (Japanese morning glory), 733 nucleotides. RefSeq names its product probable LRR receptor-like serine/threonine-protein kinase At3g47570. Gene Ontology annotation, biological process: protein phosphorylation. The record is from RefSeq and is a predicted model, not a curated record. Gene Ontology annotation, molecular function: protein kinase activity; ATP binding. Lineage: Eukaryota; Viridiplantae; Streptophyta; Magnoliopsida; Solanales; Convolvulaceae. The transcript is spliced from 2 exons. The coding region runs from base 12 to 638 and encodes 208 amino acids.